CAGUUUUGCUGUUUAAGCAGUUUAACAGUUUAAUUUUAUGUUUUAAAUUUUCCAGUAUUUUUUACUUCAGUAGUUUUCUUUGCAUUUUAUUUUUUAUGGUGAAUGCUUUUCGAGAUUGCAGUGCCUUCUCGGAAAACCUUAAACUCUGAAAUUUAGGAACUGUUCGCUCACUUCGCUGGUCGGAGGUUUCUUUGGAAGGCCGAAAUGCCUCGUGCGAAGAAAUAUGUCACGAAACUACAGCCGCUGACUGCGGAUGAUAUCGAAGAGCAGCUGCAGCGUACUGUUAUUAUCAAUCCGGGUUCGCGGUACAUUCGCAUGAGUCGACCAAAUGACAGAGAAGCCGUAGUUCUCCCUCACUGCAUUGCACGGAGACUCCGUAAGCGAAAGACCUCCGUGUCAUCGGACGAACCAUCUUCCGAGGAGCCAGCCAAAACCGUACCAACGACGCCGCCGCUACCCGAACCCUUUUUCGAUUUGGAUGAAUUUGGAGCCACGAAGGAAUUUAAGUCAGCACUGGCAGCUGCUGAAACCUGGCUUAAAGAAAACACCAACGAAGAAAAGGCGCCCGGGAGAACAUAUUGCUCAUUUGAGGCGAAAGAGAGCGAAGAGAAUGUCCCUGCAACGAAGGAAUUUGCUGUUGGUAAUGAAGCUCUGGAUAUUAUUGCGUUGAAUCCAAACUACAUUUUGAAUUGGCCCUUACGACUGAAACGUUUCAAUACACAUGAAGGCCCGAAUGGCUCUCGUUCAGCUGUCGCGGCAGACUUGGAAGACAUAUGGGAUCGUAUUUUAACGGAAGAACUCAAAAUUCCUCAAUCUGCGCGCACAGAGCACCGCGCUGUGCUGAUUGUUCCUGAUAUUUACGACCGCAAUGACGUGCACGAUAUGGUGGAAAUUAUUAUGAACUCGCUCGACUUUUUUGCCUGCUUUGUUGUGCUUGAAAGUGUCGCGUCUGCAUUUGGAGCGUGCUUAUCGUCGGCAUGCGUGGUCGAUGUAGGUGCCGAGUGUACGCUAAUUUCCUGCGUUGAUGAUGGUAUUUCUAUUCCGGACACCAGGAUUUUGCUACACUAUGGUGGAGAAGACAUUACCCGCUUAGCCAACUGGUAUUUUCAGCAGAAAUUCCGUGCUUUCACCCUGCGAUUGAAUACGUAUGCCAACUGGAUCAGGAUGGACGCAAUUAAAGAAGCACUGUGUCACUCUGAUUUUGCUCUACAAGGAAUUGUCGAUCAGGUGAUUAAAUUGCCCUCGCCGGAUAGAGAAGAGACGGUGCAUAUGCGAAUGCCGCAUGAAUUUGCACGAGUGCCAUGCAUGGCAUUGUUUUUCCCCGGAUUGAUAGCUCCUGAACGGCUGAAUAAUUUGGUGAGAUACCAUCAGGGCUACGAAGGUUCUUGUGAAGACAUAUACGGAGGAACUGGUAAAAUGCCUAAAAAAUCUCCGAAGAAAGUUCAGAAACCGGAAGACGACCAAAAUGUUUCCAUGCAGAAUGACACUGAAGCUGCUCAAACGGGGAAUGGGAAUUCAGCAAGUGAACCGGCAUCCGGGCAGUUUAUUGAGCUUCAUAAAGCCAUUUACUGGAGUAUUACGCGGUGCGCUUCCGAUGACCAGCAGAAGAAAAUGCUGAGAAACAUCCUCGUUGUCGGAGGUGGAUUGGGCUUCUUUCCUGGCGUGCUGAAUUUACUGCGGCAGAAAUUGGAGGAAGUGGUUCCGCCAACACAAGAAAUCGUGUUAACGACAAAUUCCAGAGAGGUGCCACCCGAUAUUCAUGCUCCAAAAGGUGCUUCUAUAAUGGCUGCUUUGGAAACUGCUCAGUUUUUGUGGAUCACGAAAGAAGAAUGGUCCCGAUUCGGUGUGAAGAUUUUACGCGAGAAAUCGUGCUUUGCCUGGUGACAUACUACAGUAACAAAUCAAAAUCCAGAAAUUACAAGACAGCGCGCUACAUUACUUUCUCUUUCGGUGAUCUCUGGAUUUCGAGUCUCUGUUUAUCCUUUGUAUUGAUUUUUAUGUUUCAGUAGGUUUUGUUACAUCUUAAACCUGUCAUAUGCAAAAUGACCAGGUUAUGUUACCACUGUUAAUGAGUGUUGACUGUGUUGUGUUAACGGA
Molecule: messenger RNA, 2097 nt
Organism: Paramacrobiotus metropolitanus
Lineage: Eukaryota; Metazoa; Tardigrada; Eutardigrada; Parachela; Macrobiotidae
Product: actin-related protein 8-like
Exons: 4
Coding region: 205-1884 (559 amino acids)
Biological process (GO): regulation of DNA-templated transcription; double-strand break repair
Cellular component (GO): Ino80 complex
Source: RefSeq, a predicted model, not a curated record